This is a messenger RNA of Brachypodium distachyon (stiff brome), 1293 nucleotides long. RefSeq names its product 30S ribosomal protein S5. The transcript has 2 exons. Gene Ontology annotation, biological process: translation. The record is from RefSeq and is a predicted model, not a curated record. Gene Ontology annotation, molecular function: RNA binding; structural constituent of ribosome. Bases 111 to 1085 code for a protein of 324 amino acids. Gene Ontology annotation, cellular component: mitochondrial small ribosomal subunit; ribosome. NCBI's taxonomy places the organism in Eukaryota, Viridiplantae, Streptophyta, Magnoliopsida, Poales, Poaceae.
CACAAUACACAAGGGGAUAAGCUCAAAAAUAAACAAAAGGGGAUAAGCCGGGCAAUCCCACCGCACUUCUCCGCUCCUCCGCCUCGCGGCCUUGCCUCGCCAGAGCAAAAAUGGCUGCCACCGCCACCGCCACCGCCAUGGCGACGGCCACCGCGCCCCCUGCUGCCCCAGUUGUUACCGCAUUGUUCUCCUCCCUCCCACAGCGCCUCCGCUUCUGCCCCAAACCCCUCCUCUCCACCUCCCGCCGCCUUGUGCUUCCGGUCCCCAAGUCCUCCUCCUGGGACGGCGCCGCCUCCGACCAAGAGGAUGUAGAAAGCGAGGCGGAAGCCGUCUCCGGGGAAGAUGCGGAGGAGGACGAGGACGGCGACAAGAAGCCGCUGGCGGAGCCGGUGUCCUCCUCGGAGUUCCAGUUCGCGGCACCGCCGGAGGGCUACGUCGAGCCGGCGCCCUUCGACGAGCUGCCGCCGGAAUCACCGGAUGACGUGACGGCGGCGUACGAGGCGCUCUACGGGCCGGCCUUCAGCGGCGUGUCGCUGAUGGGGAACAACGUGUUCGAGGUCAAGGUCGUGGACCCCGUUGACGUGGACCGGGACCAGCGCCCCAACGACGACUUCACCGAGCGCGUCGUGCAGGUUAACCGAGUCACCAAGGUCGUCAAGGGCGGGAGGCAGCUCUCCUACCGCGCCAUCGUCGUCGUCGGCGACAUGAAGGGACAUGUUGGUGUGGGCGUCGGCAAGGCCAAAGAAGUCACGGAGGCCAUCACCAAGGCUGGCAUGAACGGCCGCCGCAAUCUCGUCACAGUCCCACUUACCAAGUAUAACACCUUCCCGCACAGAGCUAGUGCAGACUAUGGAGCAGCGAAGGUCAUGUUGCGGCCUGCUUGUCCUGGAUCUGGUGUCACUGCAGGUGGAGCUGUGAGGAUUGUGCUGGAAAUGGCUGGAGUUGAAAAUGCUCUGGGGAAGCAGCUGCGAAGCAAGAACCCCCUCAACAACGCAAGAGCUACCGUCAAGGCGACCCAGAUGAUGAGACAGUUCUCAGAUGUCGCCGCAGAGCGCGGUCUUCCAAUGGAGGAGCUAUGGAAAUGAUCAAACAGACCAAAGCUUCUACUGCCAUAGGGAAUUCUUUUCUUUCUUGUGAUGUAUUUUCUUCAGUUGUAUCUAUCUCUCCUCGGCAAUUUCUCUUCUUAAAUCUCCUCCGGGUGUCCAUAUUUGCACGCCAAAAUUUCAGAUGAAAUUAAGUUGGUAUACCAAUAUCAUCUUCUAAUUCAGAUGAAAGGCAAGAGCCAUUUCCUUA